AUGAAGUUCCUAACCUGGAAUGUCAGGGGCUGCAAUGCCCUUAACAAGCGACGUUUGGUCAAAAGAGGUUUUGAUCAGGCCAAGCCAGAAGUUAUUUGUAUUCAGGAGACUAAGUUGGGUCGUGAAGAUGCUGCGUGUAUUUUUGGGGUAAGGCAGAAAUGGUCGGGUCACUUUGUGGAUUCAGAUGGGGCAUUGGGUGGUCUGGGUAUUCUGUGGAAUCCUUUGGCUAUUCAAGUGGAAGUUGUUUCAAGUUAUAAGCAUUGGCAGAUGGUUAAGGUGAUUUCGAAGACUAUGAAUUUCUCAUGUUUUCUUGUUAAUGUCUAUGGGCUGACUUUGGUUGUAGAUAAGUGCAGAUUAUGGGAGGAUAUCUCCAGGCGUCUAGAGGAAGUGAGGCCGUCUUUAGCAAUUAUUGCUGGAGAUUUCAAUGCCACCCUCUCUUCCUCUGAGAAGCAUGGAGGGGUGAGGAGGUUGAGCCGAUCGCAAUUGGACUUCCAAUCUUUUGUUAACGAGAAUGCUCUGUUUGAAGUGGCAGCUAAAGGUGGGGAUUACACAUGGACUAAUAGACAUAGAGGCUUUUCCAAUAUUGCUGAGAAACUAGAUAGAUUCUUCCUUGCAGGGGAUUGGAAUGUAGCCCCUUUGGUUUUUGAGGCUGAGGUCCUAGCCAUCUCAGGUUCAGACCAUUUUCCGGUCUCCUUGGUUGUGCAGAAUGAUGGUGUUCCAAUUCGAUGUCCCUUCAAGGUGGAAAAGAUGUGGACUAGGGAUCCAAGUUUUAAAGAGCUUGUAGUUGGGUGGUGGAAGGGUGGGGAGAAAGCACCAAGGCCAGAUGAGUUUCGAGCUUUCUUUUUUCAAUUCUUCUGGGAUGAGCUUGGUGAGGAUUUGCUUGAAGUGGUUGAAGAGUCUAGGUCCAGAGGCUUUGUUUUGAAGGAAUUCAACUACACUUUAGUGGCGCUUAUUCCUAAAAAGGCCAAGCCAGCUGGGAUGGAGGAGUUUCAUCCCAUUUCAUUGUACACUAUCUACAAAAUCGUUACAAAAGUGGCUGCUAACAGGCUUAAGUUAAUUCUUGAUAAGCUAAUCUCUUGUGAACAAAGUGGUUUUACUCCUGGAAGGAAUAUUGUGGAUGGGGUGAUUGUGGCCCAUGAAGCUAUUCACACGGCUAUGAAGGGUAGAUAG
Cryptomeria japonica (Japanese cedar) is the source of this 1170-nucleotide messenger RNA. RefSeq lists its product as uncharacterized. The record is from RefSeq and is a predicted model, not a curated record. The transcript is spliced from 2 exons. Lineage: Eukaryota; Viridiplantae; Streptophyta; Pinopsida; Cupressales; Cupressaceae. Bases 1 to 1170 code for a protein of 389 amino acids. Gene Ontology annotation, molecular function: catalytic activity.